AUGGGCGCCUCAGAAUCCAAGACCGACGGUAUCGACGUCGACGUCGACGUGGCCGACGCGCCGGUCGACAAGACACCGACGCCGACAGGCUCGACGCUGUCGGAGGUCGACGACGCGAAGCCGGCCACGCCGCAGGCCGUCUACCGCACGGCCGACGCGCCAGAGGCCGGUGCCCUCGACAAGUACGGCACCGCCGACGGCGCCGAGGAGAAAACGACGCCGCCCGCCGGCAAGACGCCCGCACAAUUCCCGCCGGCCAAGCCCGCGGUCAAGCCGCGGCGCUCGCUUGGCCGCGGCCUCAUGAAGUCCGCGUCUGAUUUACUCGGACUGUCGUCGUCGAAGCGCACACCUCAAAAGUUCGGCUCGCUCGAGAGCGUCCGCGGCCGCACGGGCGCCAACUUCGAGGGCGACGCCGAGUUGGCACGCGACGUGCCGUUAUGCUUCUGCUGCGCGUCGCGCCAGGGCGUCCACGUCCUCGUCAAGGGCACGCACCUCUUCGCCUUCCCGCCGGGCUCGACGAAGGGCGCCGUGCCCAAGUUCGCCGUGCCCCUCGCGGAUCUCGCGGCCGAGGUCGAGUCGGACCCGCACAAGGUCCUCAUUUACAAGAAGAUGCGCGAGGCUGUGUCGAAUCCCAGCGACUCGGGUCCGUGGACCGAAACGCCAUCGAGGCGACGUCGCGUCGAUGGCGGCGUGAAAGUCGACUUGUCCGCACAGGCACGGCGGCGCCGAGUACGUCCUCAAAUUCAGUGACGAGGACCAGGUCGCGCCGUUUUGUAAGGCGGUGCGAGCUCCGUGUCUGCACGCCAUCGACGGUCGGGUUGCGCGCGGAUUCGCCGGCAGCGCCGUCACCGCGGCGCCGCCGCGCAGGUCAAGGCCGGCGCCGAGCUCGCGGCGCUCGACCGCAUCAAGGACAACCUGGGCCACCCGCGGCCGCCGCGGACGGACUCGACGCUCUACGCCGACAAGGUCGGGAAGGAGUUCGCCUCGAAGCAGCCCGAGCACGAGGUCACGGCGGCAGACGCGACCGAGCUAGGGGCACUGGGCGUCGCGCCGGGCGUCGGACCCGUCUACCACUAGGCACAACUUGA
This is a messenger RNA of Pelagomonas calceolata, 1088 nucleotides long. The record is from the annotation of a GenBank genome assembly. Lineage: Eukaryota; Pelagophyceae; Pelagomonadales; Pelagomonadaceae.